Molecule: messenger RNA, 252 nt
Organism: Coprinopsis cinerea okayama7#130
Lineage: Eukaryota; Fungi; Basidiomycota; Agaricomycetes; Agaricales; Psathyrellaceae
Exons: 2
Coding region: 1-252 (83 amino acids)
Source: RefSeq, a predicted model, not a curated record
AUGGAUCGAAAGGCAAAGCACGACGAAUUUGCGGCGACGCUACAAAUCACGGGCCCUGCCAAACGUGCGGAUACUGCUGCUAAAAGAAAGGAAACCACUGCUCGAAAAUCUGCGGCCAAAGCACUCAGGGAGCAAGCUAAGAAGACGGUGGCAGACAAGCACUCACCCGUGGUUGACGAGCCCUUGGAGGAGCGUUCAGGCCCGGGAGAUGAGGGCCCAGAGGGGGAAGGUAUGGAUGUAGAUAAGGAAUGA